Molecule: messenger RNA, 2173 nt
Organism: Anolis sagrei ordinatus
Lineage: Eukaryota; Metazoa; Chordata; Lepidosauria; Squamata; Anolidae
Source: RefSeq, a predicted model, not a curated record
AGCAGUAGGCCAGAAUUGGUCCGAGGUCCGAACUAUUUUGGGUGCUACCCUCUUCCCCCAGAUGGUGGUCACUUUUGCCGGUGACCGUCCCCUCCGUUUCUCCAUUUCCUCCAACGUCGCCGCUCGCUGACGCUUUAUUUGUCACUGGUCACGCAGGGGAGACGCCGACCACCACUACCACCGCUGCCGCCUCCUCCACAGCCCCUUUUCGGGAGAUGCCCACGGGGCCUGUGCCCACUAGCGUGGCUCCCGGUGCCCACCGGGCCCCUGACGCCGGGGGCCCCCGCUCCACUCUCCAUGUGGCUGUGAGCACCCAGGGAGUGCGUCAAGACCUGGACGGCCGGGACGGACUCCAGACGGUCCACUUCACCUUCCUGAUCGGCUGCGUCUUUGUGGCAUUCGUCUUGGGCGCCUUCCUCUCGGGCUUGCUGGUCUCCUGCUAUUGCAACCACAACUUCCAGAAGGCCAAGCACGCCGGCAAAGAUCCCGAAGGUGGUGGCGGCGGCGGCAAUGGCAGCGCCCAGCGCCCGCUCUCCUUGCGGAGCCUGGCCAAGAUGAACGGCCUCUUGGAGAACCAGUCCAAGGACGGCCUGCCGGAUGGAGGAGGAACCAAGCUCUACACCACUUUGCUACCCAACGAGAAGGAGCCGCUUCCGCCCGGAGCGGGAGCCAAACCCGGCCUGAAGGACCACCACCCGGAGUUGUCUGCUUUGCCCACGCCCGAAUCGACGCCGNAGCUGCCCAUGAAGAACAUGAAGGCCAUCCGCAACCAGUGGGAGAAGAACCAGAACUUCAACAACGCCAAGGAGAGCCAAGGCAAGCCCUCCUUCUUCCACGCCGCCAACCCGCCGGCCUUCUCCUACCCGCCGGUGCACGGCUACGAGGCCCCCUUCCUGGGCUACCAGGAUGAGAAGAAGAUCCCCAACUCGGAGCGGGUGCUGGUGCGCCACUCCCAGUGCUUCCUCCCCAAAGGGAUGGAGGUCACCACCUUGGAGGAGCUGCUCAAGCACCUCCACGAGACCAAUGGCCACAACCCCAAGGUGGUCCACUUCCCCAACGCGGCCGCUCUCUCCUUCGCCAACCGCGUCCAGCCCAAGAUCCCCGACGUCGAGAGCGCCCCGUAUUACAGCUCCUCCACACUACCCCGGGAUAGUUUGCCGAGGAGGCUCGACGUCCCGCCCGACCCUCCGCCGCCUCUGCCGGGGGGCUUGGACAAGCCGGGGCGACACCCGGCACACAGACACUCGCUCUGCGGAGCACCCAAAUUGGUGAACGCCGGCGGCGGAGGGAUGAUCGCCCGGCAUCAUAGCUUGAGCCAAGCGGGGAGGCCGCCUCCGCCGCUCCUGACCCGGAUGCACUCCACGGGCACCUCAUUGCCCCACGAAGGGCACCCCCAUGCCCUCUUCCUCUCCCGGCAGCACAGUUACGGGGACCCCGUCUUGCUGCCGGGCCACGGAGGCAUGCGGCGCUCGGUCUCCAUGAUGAAGCCCGGCAAUUGCCCCUCGCAGCCGCUCUUCAUGCCGUCGUCGUCUCCGCCGGGUACUCAGUCCUCCGGGCCGUUCAAUUACUGAGCGGGUUUUGAUGCAUCUUCAGACUUGAGGGGGGGAUCGCCGUAGGCGUAAAUUCGAGGGAAAGAAGGUGGAGAGAUCGCAUACAGUUGUGCCUUGCGACACAGAAAAGGGCACGUCCGGUACAGGAAAUGGCCAGAGGGAUUUAAUAGGCCACUCCAGUUAUGGGCAGGUUCCUAUCCGAACCGGAGUAUGCAAUCCUCGGCCGUCGACGGCGAGGACUUUGGGCGCCCCGAUCCCAAACCCAGGAUAUGCAAACUAUAUAGAGGUGGGUCCACAUGCGGCCCGUAUCCGACCUUCCAGUGCCGUUUUUUAGCGAGCGAAUGUGACCUCGUAGCCUUUCCCAAAGUCGCCCUCCGCCGAGCGAUAGGCAGCGGACACUUUCUUCCUCCACCAUGUCCCACCGUUCUGGAUCUGGGUUUGGAAAAUCGUUUCUUGGGUGGCGAAAAUAGUCGCGGAAAGAGGAGAAGACUUUGGAGGUCGUUCUGCGCGAAGCGAAGGAGGUCGGCCUUGAUGGCUACCGAAAGACGUCGGACCACGUUUCGCUUUGUUUUCAGUGCCCUUAACUUUAUCCAUGAAGACUAUAAACAUGCGUCUUGGAUUAU